AUGCGCGGUAAGUCCGAUGUGGACGACGAGGCCUUGGGCACUUGUCGACAUCGUAUCGACGUCUGUUUCUUUCGCACAACCGCUUCCGAUUUCGUAACGCUCUGGCGCUGCUUCAUCGUCGUGGCAGAGAUGGGCACUUGCAGCAGUCUUGCAGAUGCAAAUUUCACCGUAAUCUUACUGCCAGGUAUCGUGUACCAGGGCUUGACGGAGACUGGGGGCCUCUGGUCUGUGCGUCCAAAGUAUCUCUGGAUCCGCUCCGAAGUCGAGGUACAUUUCCAGGUCGUCGGCUUCGCCCUGCGCGACUCAUGCAUGUGCGAGCUUCUCCUAGACACAGCAGCAAGGCAAGGCCAAGCCAUAAGUUUUUUCACCUCUGGGACGCGCCGCGCAACGAGAGUUCCAGCAUCUGGAGCAUCUCGGCCUCGCGGGGCCUGGCGAAGCUCCAUCUGCACUACUACGACUCAUGCAACUUCAAACACCACCAUCCGACAGCCUCGUUGA
This is a messenger RNA of Colletotrichum aenigma, 498 nucleotides long. RefSeq lists its product as uncharacterized. The record is from RefSeq and is a predicted model, not a curated record. Lineage: Eukaryota; Fungi; Ascomycota; Sordariomycetes; Glomerellales; Glomerellaceae. Bases 1 to 498 code for a protein of 165 amino acids. The transcript has a single exon.